Molecule: messenger RNA, 1352 nt
Organism: Alosa alosa (allis shad)
Lineage: Eukaryota; Metazoa; Chordata; Actinopteri; Clupeiformes; Clupeidae
Product: Galectin-related protein A-like
Exons: 4
Coding region: 136-573 (145 amino acids)
Molecular function (GO): carbohydrate binding
Source: RefSeq, a predicted model, not a curated record
AACACAGAAGCAUGAAAGAGGCGAGGCGGGGUUUCGCCGCAUCAGCCUAGGCUGAGCUCUGUGUGCAUGUUCUUUGACAGGCUUUGUCAUCGCAUUCUACGGGUUACGUCGACAGCCAAAUAUUAAGAGGGGGAGAUGGCCGAGGAUAUAAAAAUUCUGAAUGAGGAAGAGUAUGUUGGAGAUAUCAAAGGAGGACUGAGACCGACUAUGAGGCUGACGGUGAUGGGCAUUGUUCAUAAAAAUGCUAAGAGAAUGGUGGUGUCUGUGGCCUGUCAAUCCGAGGAGGACAAAGAGGGAGAUGUUGGCCUCCAGGUGACCAUCAGCUUCGGGGAGAAGGCUGUGCUGAGGAAUGCCCGGCUGGAAGGCAAAUGGGGUUCCUCUGAGUAUGCCCUGUCUUACUUCCCCUUCACAGCAGGAGAGCCAUUUAAGAUGGAGAUUUUGUGUGAGCACCAGCAGUUCCGCAUCCUGGUGGACGGUCAGCCCCUGUGUGGAUUCACCCACCGUCUGAAGCACCUAGCGUCCCUCAAUUCUUUGCGGAUCAUGGGAGACUUGCAGCUCACUAAAGUGGCUUGAAGAAAAUGCCCCGAGAGAUAGUGCAGCUUGGAUACCUGCAGUCCUUGGCCCCAAUAUUGUGUGAGAUGAAAUGAGAUGAAUAGCAGCCCCAUAGUUGUUUUUGGUUUCCAUGGCACCCGUGAUAUUAUACAUGAGCAAAGUGCCUUCAUAUGAUACUGUACUUUGGUCUGACUAAUGUACACAGAUGGUAGGCUGAGAUGUAGUCAUUGAAAAUGUGAAAUAGAUUCCCUAGGGUGAAUCUUUAAACAGUAGCUAGCACAAGAUUUUGUUUUAGAUGGUGAAGAGUGCUUUGUCUGAUGUAAUGUUUCUGAGCAUAUAUAUAUAUACCUAUGAUGCACAGAAAUGUUUUUCUUUUCAUGUCAUUUAAUGACAAUACUUGUUUACCAUAGAAAAUAAUACUUUAAAUAAUACCUCUCCCAAUAAUAGAUAAAAUAAAUUCCAGCGCAUUAAUGAAUUCAAUUGAAUGUACAGCAUUUGCCUUAUCAUUUGACCAACCAAAUGGCAAGUCUGACACGAUGACAAGAAUGAUGCUUUGAUAGUGAGUAGAAAAUAGCCUGCAAAGUUUUUUUUUUUAACUUAAGAUUGUAAGAUCCGAAGUGCUGAAUGUCAGGCAUUAUUGGUGCUAUAAUCCAUAUUCUGCUGCAGCAAGUCAUAUGUAAAAUGUAAUCACUGAAUGUUAUUUCUUGUAUUGGCUCAUUCAUUUUGUACGUACAGAGCUGAGUGGAAUGACAUUGUAAUCAUACUGAAAUGAGCAAAUAUAUCUCAAACUUUUUUCCAAA